Oncorhynchus tshawytscha (Chinook salmon) is the source of this 2493-nucleotide messenger RNA. It is a transcript of the gene nkx2.7, whose product is annotated as NK2 transcription factor related 7. Gene Ontology annotation, biological process: regulation of transcription by RNA polymerase II; cell differentiation. Gene Ontology annotation, molecular function: RNA polymerase II cis-regulatory region sequence-specific DNA binding; DNA-binding transcription factor activity, RNA polymerase II-specific. The record is from RefSeq and is a predicted model, not a curated record. The transcript is spliced from 2 exons. The coding region runs from base 1310 to 2170 and encodes 286 amino acids. NCBI's taxonomy places the organism in Eukaryota, Metazoa, Chordata, Actinopteri, Salmoniformes, Salmonidae. Gene Ontology annotation, cellular component: nucleus.
UCACUCAACCAUGAAGACCUGAACAACAAUUGAGUAACCUACCCUGUCUCAACAGAAGCUCAUGAAUAGAGAGCCACUGGUUUGGCAUCAUGCAGUCCAUCUGGUUAUGGAUAGUUAUCGCAGUUGCGAGUUGAAUUUAGUUUGCUGCGGCUGCUAUUAGAAGCACGCACAUCUGCUUCGAAUCCUAAAAUCGUCUUAAAACGCAAUUAGCCUAAACUCCCCUGCAAUAAUCUCAGUUAUGAUGUCUAUAUCAUACACUCUUAGAAAACAAUUGUUAUAUGCUUGUCUUGCUUCAUAUGUGGCACCCCUAAAGGCUUCAUUCAGCAUGCUUCCCAUCCGAAACAGUUCGGGUCAGUUAAUGCAUAUAUUAUGACGAUGUAAAAUUGAUGUAAAAUUACGCAUCUCAUUGGCAAACGUGUCAAAAUCAAUGACAGAUUUCUUGAGAUAUCUUUGAGGAAGUGCCUAUUUUGUGACUAUUUUGAGGAUGUGCAUACUGGCUAUGGUGUCUCAAGAUGGGACAAACAGUAGUCUACUAUUGCCACUUUUUCUUAAUUUUCUAGCGAAGGUCUUAUAAGGGAGUAUGCGACCACACUCGUUCGGUUCGCCUAGCCGAGUUCAGCUAGACACCAGCCGAUCCGAAGCAUAAGGAAGCCUUACCGAUUCUAUAUAGAGCCGACAUUGCAUAUAGAACCCGAUAUGGAACCAAUGUUGGGUCAGUGAAGAAGAAUCCCUAGGGUUCUGAUCAAAGAACCCAACAAAAGAGUUAUAUAUAGAACCUUUAGGGGUGCCAUAUAUGAAGAAAGCAAUAUAACCCUUUUUUGAUUCUGUCCGGAACCUUUUUAUCUAAGAGUGUCCAACAGCCAAACAUUCUUCUUCGUCAUCAUCAUCUUCAAUAGCUAGGAGAAAAUGUAGGUGUAAUAACUUCCCAUCCUGGCACCCCACCCCCAUUCUGUCCAUCCUUACCCAGUUAAAGUGAGAUGUCUCGUGUCACCGUGUAAGAUGAGAUAAAGGAGUGGUUAAAGUGCAUGAGACAGGCGCAUCACACACUUGGCUAUUGGCAGUUUGGAGACGGUUUCUUGGAGUGCUGAAAGGUAUGCCCUGAUGAUACUACACACGAUAGUGAGACCAGGUUGACUUUCAGACCGUGCUUAUCAACUCACCUAGAUCUAAGGAAUUAUUACAUCCCUAUUGAAGAACAUUUGGAGAGCAUCGCUAAUAUCUGUUGUAUGAUUGAUUUCAUUUGACCACGCUGAAACUGUGCAGUUACACAUUUGUCUGUCUUAAAAAUAAUCCUCUGUAUAAACUAGUGAUGCUUCCCAGUCCAGUGACUUCAACGCCAUUCUCGGUGAAGGAUAUUCUAAAGAUGGAGCAGCAACAUCACCCCCACCAAGGUUUCUUCUAUCCAGAUCAAGACGCACAGAUGUCUCUGCAGCGCAUGCACAGUGCACUUCGGAGCCUCGACUUACUUGACAGUCAGGAUAAAUCGUGCUUCUCGGGAGCAACACAGAUGAAAUGCACCCUGAGUUCGGAGGACAUUGACAUCCUGAGGGGCAGUUGUAGUUCAGCGGCUGAGGAGGAGACAAAUGGGGACCCAGGUAUGCUUCUUGACGAUUCGAUGGGUUGUGAUGGGAAAAAUGACAAUACCUAUUCAGGCAAGCCAAAGCAAAGAUUGCGCAGAAAACCACGCGUGCUAUUUUCCCAAACGCAGGUUUUUGAGCUGGAACGGCGCUUCAAACAGCAGAGGUACCUUUCUGCACCAGAGAGGGACCACCUCGCCAAUAUUCUAAAGCUGACUUCUACUCAAGUCAAAAUCUGGUUUCAAAACAGGAGGUACAAGUGCAAGCGGCAAAGACAAGACAAGUCUCUGGAAUUGGCUGGAUACCCGCCUCUACCACGAAGGGUGGCAGUGCCCGUGUUGGUUCGAGAUGGCAAACCGUGCAUGGGAGGACCUCAUUUAGCGCCAUACAACGUGACAAUUGGCUCUUACAACACCAUAUAUGGAUAUGGUAAUAACUCACAUGGUUGCAGUUAUCCGAGUAUGCCAUCCAUACCAAGUGCCACGCAAAUGUCCAACAACCAUAUAGUUGACAUGAACCUCAUGGAAAAUGUAGAGGGGCCAUUCCAACAAGGACACUUUCAGGCAACUUUACCGGGGAUAAGAGCGUGGUGAGAAACUAUUCCAAAACAACCACCCAACUCUCAUCAAGUUUUUUUCCUUUAGGUUUUUGUUUAGGUUUGGCUAUGCAGCUGCAAGGUUACUUGUUGAAAACCUCAACGAAUAGGCCAACAGGCAAAUCCAAGUGUAGGCAUAUACUGUUUAACACGUUUAUAUUGGACUAUAUGUGUUUUAUUCUAACUAUGUGUAAUGGUCUACUAUAAUUUCUUGUUUAACUAUUUCGUUUUGUUUAGCUAUUUAACUAAGUUGAUAAUAUUGCUCUAACGGACUUUGUUCAAGACAUGGUAUUUUUGUACAUGACAAUAAACCUUGAUUUA